This is a messenger RNA of Symbiodinium necroappetens, 2475 nucleotides long. The record is from the annotation of a GenBank genome assembly. NCBI's taxonomy places the organism in Eukaryota, Dinophyceae, Suessiales, Symbiodiniaceae.
GAGCGACGCCCCCGCUCCCAGGAGGCGCUCACGCAGCUUCGUCUGGCGGCCCCGUGCUGCGUGGGCUUCCUGACCAAUCGCUUGGUCACCACUGCAGCAACCAUCAUCGUGGGACAUUUAGGUGAGAGGCAAUUGGCGGCCGUUGGAUUGGCCAUCAGCUUGGCUAACGUCUCAGGCUACACGGUGCUGGUUGGGCUUUCAUCCACACUGCAGACAACGGCUGGACAAGCCUAUGGCGCAAAGAACUUCGAAGAGGUGUGUUUAAGCCUUCAAAGAUGUCUGUUAUUGUGUACCGUCGUCCUUGCUGUCGUUGGGGUGCUGUGGCUGAACAGCAAGUCUUUCCUCAUAGCCACAGGGCAGGAGGAGGCAGUUGCAGACCUCGCAGCGAGCUAUCUACUGUAUCUUUUCCCAGGUCUCUGUUGUUACAUGGUGACGAUAUGUCUGGAGAACUGGCUGGCAGCGCAGCGCAUAACCACUGUACAAGGGACUGGCGGGUUGAUCCUCUUGACCGGCUUCGUGCCAUUGUGCUGGAUCUUGGUGCAGCCACUUCACAUGGAAACCAAGGGCGCUGCCAUCGCGACGUCGCUGGGACAUCUGUUCUUGAUGCUGUGGAUGGUUGGUCAGACCUUUAUCGCCAUCCGCUCUUCCCUAAGGAUGUCAUGGCAGGGCCUCUCGCGCCGAGCAUUCACGGAUUGGUGCCCUUUCCUCCACCUGGCAGUGCCGAGCCUCUUUGUCAUCUCGAAGCGCUGGGCCACGGAGAUUAUCGUCCUGCUGUCCGGGACCCUGCCAGACCCCGAAGCCAAUUUGGCAGCCAUGACGAUCUUUGCCAACACUUGCGCGAUCCUAUCGAUGCCGCCCCUGAGCUUGGGAUGUGCAGGGAACACCCGCGUGAGCAAUGAGCUGGGUGCCGGCUGCCCCUGGGCAGCGCACUUCGCAGCCAAAGUCAACUACAGUUUGGGACUCUGCCUGGCCUCGCUGCUCUCUGCCGCGAUACUGGCGGGCCGCUGCCUGUGGAUUCACUUCAUCACCUGUGAGAGGGAGGUCGAGGACCACACCAAGCACAUUUUGGUCAUCUGUCCGCUGUAUGUGGCCCUGGACUGCAUGUGCACAGUGACGAAUGGUGCUUUGAAGGGAUGUGGGCGUCAGCUGCUGCUGGCGCCGGUGGUCCUGGCUUCAUACUUCCUCAUCGGCAUACCCUCUGCUUGGCUCUUUGCGUGGCCAGGCCGCAUGAGUGCCAAGGGCUUAGCCCUUGGAUCCUCUGUUGGGACCUUUGCUCACUGCGUGGCCGUCUCGGUCAUUCUGUGGACCACGAAUUGGGUGCUAAUGUCGAGGGCAGCCAGGGUUGUGUCCACAGAGGACAGCUGUUCCAGCACCUGCAGGGGCAGUGCUACGUCGGCACGAGCAGGGAUGCCACCGUCCUUGGAUGCAGAGGAAGAUGAGGGCAGAGAGCCAGACGCCCGGCGGAGCGUCCGCCAGGAGGUGCUGGAUCAAUUGCGCUUAUCGGCGCCCAUCUGCCUCGGCCUCUUGGCCAACCGGUUCAUGGCCACGACCUCCACGGUGAUUGUGGGUCACUUGGGUGAGAAGGAGCUGGCAGCUGUAGGGCUCGCGGUCAGCCUGGCAAACGUCUCGGGCUACAGCAUUUUGGUGGGGAUCGCGACCACGCUGCAGACCACAACUGGGCAAGCUUUUGGAGCCCGAAAUUUCGAAGAGGUUUCUUUAAGUCUGCAGCGAUGUACCCUGCUUUGCCUCGUCAUGCUGGGCCUGAUCGCAGCACUUUGGCUGAGCAGUGAACCACUGCUUCUGGCUGUGGGACAAGAGAAAGCCGUGGCUGCUCUUGCUGCGAGAUAUCUGAAGUAUCUGCUCCCGGGGGUGUGCUGCUACCUCGUCACGCAGUGCUCUCAGAACUGGCUGGCAGCCCAGCGCAUGACGGGCGUCCAAGCAACUGGAGGUCUUAUCUUGGCCGCAGUUUAUCUGCCCCUCUGCUGGACCCUUGUCCACCCUCUGAAGCUAGGCUUCAUCGGUGCAGCUGUCGCGACAUCCCUAAGCAACGCAAUCCUCGCCUUAUGGAUGGUCUUUAAAACUUGUCGAGCUCUUCGAAGCGAACUGCCGAGAUCUUGGCAAGGCUUCUCCAGAUUGGCUUUCACACGGUGGUCCCCCUUUCUGAAGCUGGCAGUGCCCAACUUUCUGAUGAUCUCAGAGUGGUGGGCUUCUGAAAUCAUCGUCCUGAUGUCCGGCACGCUUCCCGAAGCAGAGGUGAGCCUGACCGCGAUGGCUGUCUUCGCGAACACCUGCUCCAUCUGUUUUAUGCCACCCUUGAGCUGGGGCAUGGCAGCGAACACCCGCGUCAGCAACGAGUUGGGUGCUGGACGGCCGCGUGCUGCCAAGUUCGCCUCGCAGGUGAACUUCUGGCUGCGUGGCCCAGAAUUUGUUUCUUAUCCGUUAAUCCUGUACUUACUUGCUAGGUUACUGCCUUAA